Symbiodinium pilosum is the source of this 789-nucleotide messenger RNA. Lineage: Eukaryota; Dinophyceae; Suessiales; Symbiodiniaceae. The record is from the annotation of a GenBank genome assembly.
GUCAUUCAGGAGCUCCUGGUGCGCGGGCUCGACUUGGACUUCAGCGCUCUCGGCCGGGAGCAGCCGUCUGUGCUGUGGUUGGCCGCAGCCAACAACGACCUCGAAGUCUUGCAGAUGUGCUUGGCCUGUGGGGCAGACCCACACCGCGAUAGUAGCGGCGUCCUCCCAACAGAGGUCGCAGCCUCCACAGGUGCCCUGCAGGCCCUGGCCUUGCUCCUGCGCAUAGGAGCAGUUCCCGGCCGAGCGGUGCACUUUGCUGCAGCUACCUCGCAGCUAGGCGCUCUCCGCGUUCUCAUCAACACCCGGGCGGAGCUCAGGACCCGCGUCAACGGCCUCUCGGCUCUUGGUGUGGCAGUGGCGCGGGACCACGAUGAGGCGACAAAGCUGCUCCUCGCACAGACCUGGGGCCACGAGCCAACCUUAGGCAGCAUGGCUUGCGAAGCUUUGGGACUUGAGGCCGACAGCAACAUCCUUCACUUGGCAGCCUUGGGCGGACUGGACCGUGCCUGUGAUUUACUGUUGCAGCGUGGGGUACGGCCCCAGCCAGCGGGCAUCCCCCGCACAGCAGGCUCUCAGUUGGCCCAGGAGCACGUGCGUGCAGUCCUGGAGCCACACCGCUGGACCCUGCUGCGGCGCUUGUGUCCUGAGGAGGGCAAAGUGGCGAAGGCCCACGAGGCCUUCAAGCAGGUGCUCGACGAGGUGGGCUCCGACCCCAAGGUUGUGGCAAUUUGCGCCGGGGUCGGCGGUAUUCGGCCCCUGGCGCUGGCGGCGCUGCUGGACGAUGCCGAA